Messenger RNA from Theobroma cacao (cacao), 1271 nucleotides. Its product is annotated as alpha/beta-Hydrolases superfamily protein. Gene Ontology annotation, molecular function: hydrolase activity. The record is from RefSeq and is a predicted model, not a curated record. NCBI's taxonomy places the organism in Eukaryota, Viridiplantae, Streptophyta, Magnoliopsida, Malvales, Malvaceae.
UUUAUAAUUCCCCCACCAGCAUUUAUUCAUGCUAUCUAUUUCCACCACAAACGUUUCUUCUACCAUCUUCUCUGCACCCAUUCAAGCAAUCAUCUCUUUUGAUCUCCAUCUCAAACCCAUGACAGAUCAAUCCUCUACUGCACCAUCGUCCAUGGAUCCCUACAAGUUCCUCAAAAUUGUGCAAAACCCAGACGGGUCACUCACUCGACUCGCCCAAUUCCCUUCGGUUUCAGUAACAGAAGGAACCACCGAUUCCAACACAUCCCAACUAUCUCCCUUUAAGGAUAUCCCUCUGAACCCCAACAACGAAACCUUCAUUCGUGUUUACAGGCCUCCAACUGAUCCCCCACCAAGCACUAAUGAUAAGCUCCCUCUUAUAAUAGCCUUUCAUGGCGGCGGCUUUGUCCUUUUCAGUGCUACUUCCCGUCCUUUUCACGAGGCAUGCAGUAUCAAGGCAGCUAAGCUCCCAGCUGUAGUCAUCUCCCUCGAAUACCGUCUUGCACCGGAACAUCGCCUUCCAGCAGCAUACGACGAUGCCAUGGAGACGAUUAUGUGGGUCCGGGACCAGGCGGUGGAUACCAACGGCUGUGAUCCAUGGUUAAAAGAGUACGUAGAUUUCUCCAAGUGUUUUUUGAUGGGCGGUAGUGCAGGUGGCAAUAUGGUUUACCAUGCAGGUUUACGUGCACUCAACGUCGAUAUCUCACCUGUGAAAAUCAUAGGGCUGAUAAUGAAUCAGCCAUACUUCAGUGGGGUCGAAAGGACUGAAUCAGAGAAGAGAUCCAUCAACGAUCGGAUUUUGCCUUUGCCAGCUAAUGAUCUGAUGUGGUCCUUGGCUUUGCCAAAGGGCACUGACCGUGAUCAUGAGUAUUGCAAUCCAAUGGCUGCUGAUGGGUCCCAUAAGGAGAAGAUUGGACGGCUGCCAAGGUGCUUGGUGACAGGGCAUGGAGGGGAUCCGCUAGUUGACAAGCAGAGGGAGUUGGUGAAAAUGAUGGAGGCGCGUGGGGUGGAGGUGGUGGCGGAAUUCGCUGAAGGAGGUUGCCAUGGGAUAGAAAUUUUCGAUCCGUUGAAGGCUCAAUCUCUGCUUAAGAGCAUUAAGGAAUUUGUCAACGCUUCAUGUCAGAUUGUUAACGUGGCUACUGCCAACUCAACCCUGUGAAGCUGCCACUCUGCCAACACAACUAUUACUAGCACCGUUGCUACAAAAUUUUCAAAUGAUAAUUAUUGUUGAUUAUAGUUAAAUUGGGUGUUAGUAUUUAUUAUUAUUGGUGUUA